CCGGGCGGCCGGGCGGGGAGAGCCGGGCGCGCGAGCCGAGCGCGCAGCUCACCUGCCGUCGCCGCUCACCUGGCGAGGAGCGCGCCCCGCCCUCCCGGCCGAGCACCGAGCGCGGCAGCCGCCCCUCGCCCCGCGGGCCCUGCACCGACAGGCCACACGGGUCGCCCGCGCGCCUCGGGAGCAGCGGAGGAGCCCCCCGGCCUGGGCGCGCCAAGGUGACCCCCGCGAUGCCUCCGUCCCCGCGGGCAGCCUGUCGCGGCGCCCCAGGACGGGGGUUAAAAUGAAUGAAGACCUGAAGGUCAAUGUAAGCGGGCUGCCUCGGGAUUAUUUAGAUGCCGGAGCUGCGGGGAACGUCUCGGCUGCUGUCUCUUCCCAGGUUCCUGGUGUGGAGCCAGAGCCAGAGCUGGUUGUCAACCCGUGGGACAUUGUCUUGUGUACCUCGGGAACCCUCAUCUCCUGUGAAAAUGCCAUCGUGGUCCUUAUCAUCUUCCAUAACCCCAGCCUGCGGGCACCCAUGUUCCUGCUCAUAGGCAGCCUGGCGCUUGCAGACCUGCUGGCCGGCAUCGGACUCAUCAUCAAUUUCGUUUUCGCCUACCUGCUGCAGUCAGAAGCCACCAAGCUGGUCACCAUUGGACUGAUUGUCGCCUCUUUCUCAGCCUCUGUCUGCAGCUUGCUGGCUAUCACUGUUGACCGCUACCUCUCCCUGUAUUACGCUCUGACCUACCACUCAGAGAGGACGGUCACGUUUACCUAUGUCAUGCUUAUCAUGCUCUGGGGGACGUCUAUCUGCCUGGGACUGCUGCCCAUCCUGGGCUGGAACUGCCUCCAAGACGAGUCCACCUGCAGCGUGGUCAGACCCCUCACCAAGAACAACGCCGCCAUCCUCUCCAUCUCCUUCCUCUUUAUGUUUGCGCUCAUGCUUCAGCUCUACAUCCAGAUCUGUAAGAUCGUGAUGAGGCACGCCCACCAGAUAGCCCUGCAGCACCACUUCCUGGCCACCUCGCACUACGUGACCACCCGGAAGGGGGUCUCGACCCUGGCCAUCAUCCUGGGGACCUUUGCUGCUUGCUGGAUGCCUUUCACCCUCUAUUCCUUGAUAGCUGAUCACACCUACCCUUCCAUCUACACCUAUGCCACCCUCCUGCCCGCCACCUACAACUCCAUCAUCAAUCCUGUCAUAUAUGCUUUCAGAAACCAAGAGAUCCAGAAAGCGCUCUGUCUCAUCUGCUGCGGCUGCAUCCCGUCCAGCCUCUCGCAGAGAGCGCCGUCACCCAGCGACGUGUAGCGGCACUCCACUUAGGAGCCUGCAUUACCAAGCGCUGCCACUGCCUGGCCGAGCGGUUGAGAUGCUCUCCUUAAAUUCUUUCUGUUGGAUUCUCUCUGAAGCCACAGGAGCACUUUGAAACGUUUAUUUAGAUAAGUUAAGUGAUUGAAGUGAAAAUAAUGUUACCAGUGUUUUCACCCUCUGAAAACAAUUGAGUUCUUUGCUCAAUGCAAUUUCGUUUUGUUUGGGGUGGUUUGUGUUUUUUUUAAGUAUUUUAUUUGGAGGCAGGGUUUUUGUUUCAUAUUGUUUGGAGGAUUGGUAGUGCCGGGGGGAAA
This is a messenger RNA of Delphinapterus leucas (beluga whale), 1599 nucleotides long. It is a transcript of the gene GPR12, whose product is annotated as G protein-coupled receptor 12. Gene Ontology annotation, molecular function: G protein-coupled receptor activity. Gene Ontology annotation, cellular component: membrane. Gene Ontology annotation, biological process: G protein-coupled receptor signaling pathway. The record is from RefSeq and is a predicted model, not a curated record. Lineage: Eukaryota; Metazoa; Chordata; Mammalia; Artiodactyla; Monodontidae.